Jatropha curcas is the source of this 1004-nucleotide messenger RNA. RefSeq names its product plastid developmental protein DAG. Gene Ontology annotation, biological process: mitochondrial mRNA modification; cytidine to uridine editing. The record is from RefSeq and is a predicted model, not a curated record. Lineage: Eukaryota; Viridiplantae; Streptophyta; Magnoliopsida; Malpighiales; Euphorbiaceae. Gene Ontology annotation, cellular component: mitochondrion.
AUAUCCUCCAAAAACCCUCGUUCGUUCCUUGUUUCAACAACAAUGGCUCAAACCCUAGCUCGCCCUUUCACUCGCUCCCUCUCUCUUUCUCUCUUCCUCCCCAAGCGCCUCUUCUCCCACGCCGCAUCUACCAUAACUCGUACUCCUCCUCCCCCUACUGUACUUCCCUGCCGCCGUUCGUUACUCCCUCUUUCUCAUGCCGUUCCGUCAAUUAGAAGUGCUGAUCCGACUCGAUUUACUGCGAUUCGAUGCCGGGUUAACCGGGCUGGUAAUUCAGCCUACUCACCAUUGAACUCCGGCUCUAACUUCAGUGACCGGCCGCCCAAUGAGAUGGCCCCGCUUUUCCCUGGAUGCGAUUAUGAGCAUUGGCUUAUUGUUAUGGACAAGCCUGGCGGAGAAGGAGCUACUAAGGAGCAAAUGAUUGAGUGUUAUGUUCAAACCCUAGCCAAAGUUCUUGGAAGUGAAGAGGAAGCCAAAAAGAAGAUUUACAAUGUUUCGUGUGAGAGGUAUUUUGGAUUUGGCUGUGAGAUUGAUGAGGAGACCUCAAACAAAUUAGAAGGCUUGCCUGGUGUUUUGUUUGUCCUGCCUGAUUCUUAUGUUGACCCUGAAAACAAGGACUAUGGCGCUGAGCUGUAUGUGAAUGGAGAGAUAGUUCAAAGAUCACCCGAAAGACAGAGAAGGGUGGAGCCACAACCCCAAAGAGCAAAUGACAGACCCAGAUACAAUGACAGAACUCGAUACGUUCGCCGCAGAGAAAAUAUGAGGUGAAAGGCUGAUUGGGGAAAAGUAGCUGUGUAUAAAUGUUGCAAUGGAAGCCACAUUCCUUCCUGGUUAUGCAUCGCGUUUAACUGGUGUCUAAGAAUAGUUCUAUGAUAAUUGUAUGUGAGAAUUUUCUAGAUAUUUUAUAAGGGGCGGUGAUUAAAAAGACUUUCUUGACUCGUAUAUUUUCUAUAAUUCCUAAACAGUUAUUAAAUGUCAAAAUCCAUAUUUUCCAUACGAAAAAA